AGAAUUUUGAUUAUUUUGUUUUGAUUUGGUUUUUAAGGUUGUUUUGUGCGCCUUUCACAACAUGUCUUCCUGGAGUGACUAUAUUCCUCAAGUAUUAAAGUUUGAGAAAAAGUUGGGUGAAGACAAGAAAGCUGUCACAGUAAUAAAUGAAUACAACAAAAUGUAUUCUCAUGGUUCGGAGUCGGAACAAGACAGAGCUUUGUGGGAGUCCGAAAAGGGCAAAGACGCGGUUUCCGACUUUUACAACUUAGUUUCUGAUUUUUAUGAGUGGGGUUGGGCACAAAGUUUCCAUUUUGCUGUCAUUCAGAAAGGAGAACCUUUUGAAGCCUCGUUACAACGCUAUGAAUAUAUGUUACCCUAUAGAAUUGGAGUGGAACGUGGCCAACAUUUGGUUGACUUGGGUUGUGGAAUUGGUGGUCCGUUACGGAAUAUCGCUCGUUUCGCCCGUUGCAAAGUGACUGGUGUGACCAUCAGCAAAUAUCAAGUAGAACGAGGUAAUGAGUUGAACACACAAUUAAAUUUAGAAGAUAGUUGCAACAUUGUUCACGGAGACUUUCUUAAUCUUCCUUUUGAAGACGAGACCUUUGAUGGAGCUUAUACUAUUGAAGCAACUUGUCAUACAAUGGAAAAGACAAAGGUGUACUCCGAGGCGUACAGAGUCAUAAAACCUGGUUGUUGCUUUGCUGGGUAUGAAUGGUGUGUAACAGACAAAUAUGAUCCUCAAAACAAAGAACAUCGCGAAGCAAAGUUUGCUGUAGAAGUCGGAAAUGGUCUUCCUGACACGGCUACUUUCGACCAGGUUGUCGGAAGUUUAAAAGAAGCGGGCUUCGAAGUUCUUGAAUAUUACGAUGCGUCUAAAUAUUCUGAGCUUCCUUGGUAUUAUCCUCUAAAGGCAGGUUUUUCCGUGAAAGGUUUUCGUCAUACUCGAGUAGGACAUUAUUUCACACAUAUAACAGUCACCACCCUUGAGAAAUUAGGCAUAGUUCCAAAAGGUUCGGCUGAAGUUAGCAGAAUGUUGAUAAAAGCUGCCCAGGAUUUGGUUCAUGCUGGCGAACUUGGUAUUUAUAUUCCAAUGUUUUUCUUCUUAGCUAGAAAACCGGAGAAACCCUCAGCUCAAAACUGAGUUUCUAUUGCCUGACGAUUGGUCCAGUUUUUCGUAUGUCAUUCGUUUGGCAAUCUUUGGUUUUCUAUCUGCGCGUAUUUUUGUGUUG
Molecule: messenger RNA, 1211 nt
Organism: Galdieria sulphuraria
Lineage: Eukaryota; Rhodophyta; Bangiophyceae; Galdieriales; Galdieriaceae
Product: sterol 24-C-methyltransferase
Exons: 2
Coding region: 62-1123 (353 amino acids)
Biological process (GO): sterol biosynthetic process
Cellular component (GO): endoplasmic reticulum
Molecular function (GO): sterol 24-C-methyltransferase activity
Source: RefSeq, a predicted model, not a curated record